UCAAGCGGUGUCGCGGAGAGAAAAUGGAGGGCGGCGAGUGUGGGAUCCCCUUCCCUGAGAGCGGGCGGGAGCCCUGAGGGAGGAUGAGCGGGCGGCAAAGCACUUUACCUCAGGCAUGGCGGGCGGCGGCCAGCGGAAAGGCACCGGAGGAGAAGCGUACGAACGAGGAGGAGAUAGACGAUGACUUGCUGUUGGCGGCUGCCGCCGAGGAGGACCCAACCCCGGCGGGGGACCCCAUCCCGGCAGCGGGUUUCAGCGAGGCGGCGGGGUCCAUUUGGAUCUACCCCACCAACUACCCGGUGCGCGGCUACCAGCUGCGGAUGGCCCGCUCCGCCCUGCUGGGCAACACGCUGCUCUGCCUCCCCACCGGCCUGGGAAAGACUUUCGUGGCCGCCGUCGUCAUGUACAACUUCUACCGCUGGUUCCCCUCCGGCAAAGUGCUCUUCCUCGCUCCCACCAAGCCGCUGGUGGCUCAGCAGAUGGAAGCCUGCGGACGCGUUAUGGGGAUCCCGGCCCGGCACAUGGCGGAGAUGACGGGGGGAACCCAAGCCCUGAGUCGAAGGGAAUUGUGGAAUACCAAGAGAGUCUUUUUCCUUACUCCUCAAAUAAUGGUGAAUGAUCUUUCUCGUGGGACAUGUCCUGCUGUAGAAAUUAAAUGUUUGGUUAUUGAUGAAGCCCACAAAGCCCUUGGAAACCAUGCCUAUUGUCAGGUUGUGAGGGAGCUGAGCAAAUACACCAGUCAGUUUCGGAUCCUGGCCCUAAGUGCCACCCCAGGCAGUGAUACAAAGGCUGUGCAGCAAGUUAUUUCAAACUUGCUCAUUGCUCAGAUCGAGCUGUGUGCUGAAGAUUCUCCAGAAAUUCAGCCUUAUUCUCAUGAGAGACAGGUGGAGAAAAUUGUUGUUCCACUUGGGGAAGAGCUGGUAGAAAUCCAGAACACUUAUAUCCGGGUGCUGGAAACAUUUGCUGGACGUCUGAUUAAAAUUGGAGCUUUAAUAAGGAGGGAUAUUCCCAGCCUGACAAAGUACCAGAUAAUUCUAGCAAGAGAUCAAUAUAGAAAAAACCCAUCUUCACAAAAUGUGGGAAUCCACCAAGGCAUAGUUGAAGGAGAUUUUGCACUCUGUAUCAGUUUGUAUCAUGGUUAUGAGCUGCUGCUGCAAAUGGGCCUUCGGUCACUCUUCAUCUACCUCUCUGGGAUUAUGGAUGGAUCAAAAGGGUUAACCCGUACAAAGAAUGAACUUGGUCGUAAUGAGGACUUCAUGAAGCUCUAUCAGCAGCUUGGAGACAUGUUUGCUGGCACACCUCUGCCUUCAGAGUGUGGAAAUGUGUACAAGAGUAAAACAGUGUGUGAGAAGAAAGUGGAGUUUAUCUACAGCCAUCCAAAGUUAAAGAAAUUGGAGGAAAUUGUAAUAGAACACUUCAAAUCCUGGAAAAAGGGAUGCCCAGCUGAGAGCACCCUGGGGGGCUCAGAGGACACCCGGGUGAUGAUCUUCUCCUCGUUUCGAGACAGUGUGCAAGAAAUUGCUGAAAUGCUGUCCAGGCUCAGCCCAGCUGUCAGAGUCAUGACUUUUGUUGGCCACUCCACAGGGAAGAGCACCAAAGGCUUCACCCAAAAGGAGCAACUUGAGGUGGUGAAACGGUUCCGGGAAGGUGGGUACAACACUCUGGUCUCCACCUGUGUUGGAGAGGAAGGGUUGGACAUUGGAGAAGUUGAUCUCAUCAUCUGCUUCGAUGCCCAGAAAAGCCCCAUCCGGCUGGUGCAGCGGAUGGGACGCACGGGGCGGCGGCGGCAGGGCCGGAUCGUGGUCAUCCUCACCCAGGGCAGGGAGGAACGGACUUACAACCAAAGCCAGUCUAACAAAAGGAGCAUCCACAAAGCUCUCUCAGGAAACAAAACCCUUCGUUUCUACCAGCACAGCCCACGGAUGCUUCCAGAAGGCAUAAACCCAAAGCUGCAUAAAAUGUUUAUUACUGCUGAAAAAUAUGAACCAAGCAAUUCAAGAAUGCUUUCCAAAGAGAGAAGACCUAGUUCCCUCCAGCACAAAUCUGCUCUCUUUUCCUGUGUCACUGGUCAAAAGCAGUUACACUCUCAUGAGAAGUGGUCUCUGUCACCUGAAGAAUUUGAAAUAUGGGACAGACUGUACAGGAUUAAGGAAAGUGAUGGAAUAAAGACACCAACAUUGCCUCAAGUUUGGUUUGAAACUAUAGAAAACCUGGAAGAAAGAUCAAAGCAUGAAGAGGAGACAGCUCAUGAGCUUUCCUUGUCUAAAUGGAGGAUUUGGCAGAAUCAAUCUUUCCCCACGUUCAUGGUUGAUCACUCAGAUCGCUGCUACCAUUUUACCAGUGUUAUGGAAAUGAUAGAACUGAUGAGACAUGAACAGGGAGACUGCAGCUAUCAACUGGAGAUCCAGCCUCACUUAUGCCUGGAAGAUGUUCAUGUUCAGAGGAAUAAAAGUCAUCUUUCCAUGGCCAGCCCUGCCUGGGCUCACACACCACACUCAUCUAGAAAAGACAUGAUGGCACACAGGUCAAAAGUAAAACCAGUUUUACCUGAUACAAAUAACAAUGGAAGUGACUUCUUUUCCACAUUCAAAAUAACAAAACCAAAGUCUUCCAAAAUAACUUCUGGAUUUAAUUUGGAAGUGUUGCCUACAGAUAUUAAUGCUUCAGCUUCUGACUCAGCAAGAAGGCUUGCUCUGCCUGAAGCUGCUGACCAGGGCAGUCAAAAGGAUGAGGAACUAGAGGUUACAUUUGACUUAACUGAAUGUAUUGACCUGUGUGACAACAGUGACAGGACUGUAGUUCAUGAAAGUGCAGCAAUAAAGGAAUCCAGAACUGCAGAUAAAGCUUGUAGGUCACUGGGGACAAACCAUGCAGAUUCAGGUUAUAGUAGCUUCACAGCUGAGAAAUCACCUAUGUCCCCUGACUUAUUUUAUCUGCCUGAAUCAUACGUGGAUUCAUUUGCAUUUGUGAGCCCAUCUGGGGAGCCUUCCAGGUUAAAACAAAUGCCUUCCCAUGUGAAAAAGCUUUUAUCACAAUCUCCUCCCUCUUUGAAUGAACUUAAUGGUUUUGAAAACAUGAUGAGAGAUGAAGAAACAGCACAUCCUUCUCAAAAAGUUAUUACUGACAGUUAUUCAGAGGGACUGCAGGACAAAGUCUUCUCUGCAUCCUCAGAAGCUGAUUCUUCACUGCUGCUCUUUGAAAAGCCUCAGCUGAAAGUCACCAGUGAAUUGUGUACUUCUGGAGGUACCUGCUUUUCAAAAACUGUGUCAUCCUCUGAGACUUCUGGUGCUAAAGCCAAGGAGGAAACCCACUGGAAUGACAGCUCUGAUAGUCUGUUUGACAGUGAAGAAUUCACUGAGAUUCAAAAGAAAACUCCACCAAUAAAUCACACUCUGACAAAUAACCCUUCAACAAAGUACUUUGUUCAAAAAGAUAAAGGAAAUCUUGGCAUGAACAAGAGAACUGUGGUUGUUGAUGAAAAAAAGAGUCUGCCUUUAUUUGAAGAUGGCACAAAUGGUGGAAGUUUUUCUGUGAGCAGGAAGUGUUCAGCCAGGUCAGAUUCAGGUGAGAGGGCUCAGCCAGCUCCAGAGCAAGGUUCUGAGUGGUUUCCUGCAGAGGUGAACACUGACAAAACCUGCCAGGAACAGGCAGUGAGCAGCAAAACCCCAGCCAUGGAAACCUCAGGUGCUAUUGGUGUGACCCAGCAGCUUCUGGAUGAUGAAGACUUUUAUGACUGCUCUCAAGAACUGUUUUCUGUUAACUUUGAUCUGGGAUUUUCCAUUGAAGAGUGUGAGGAUGACCUCUCUGAAGAACCUAUAAACACUAAAACUGGGAAAUCAAAUGGUGCCUCUGGGAGUCAAGGAGAUGCUAAACCCACUGAAGAUAAAAAAAAAAUCCUGAAUGAUAGCUCCAGACAUGACACAGCACCAGAAUGGGAUUGGAAAAGUCCUAAGGGAAGAGCCAUUUCCACACCAUUGCCAGUCCAGAGUAGGAACAUGAAUGAUGCUGAAGGGACUGAGGAUGCUACCCCUAAAAUGCCUUUCCUGAGGUCAGGAGACAAAAGAAGGGGAUGUGGAUCUCCUGAAGCUUUGGCUUCUGCUCUUUCCACCCCAAAAAGCAGAGGGGUGAAAAAUAUUAAAGCUAUCAAAAGACUUCCUAUGGAUUUCUUCUCUAAUGCCAAGGAUGAAGCUCCAGAGGUGCCUCUUGCAGAUAAAGUAAAUGCAAACCCACACAGAAAGUUUGGGAGUUCAGCUGUGGAUGCACUUGGUUCCCCUUUGGGAAGAACUGAAAACCUGGAAGACCCCAACCCUGCUGGUUCCCCUGUGUUUCCAGCUGAAGGAACCAGCAGCGAGAGCGAAGAGGAGAUCGUUUUCCAGAGGAAAAAUAGGAAGAGGAAGAAUGUUUUGAAGUCUCCUGAUGUUCAGAGUGACACCGAUUUCGAGUCGCCGAUCCGUGCUGCCAGGAAACGCAGACACCCCCUGAACGUGUCAGACAUGUCCAGUGAUGACAGCAUGGAUUUUCACAAGAACUCCUGCAGGCCCACAAAAAGCAGCUCAGCAGCCUGCAGCAAACAGCAGCUGAGGAGCAGGACAUGGCAGGAGGUGAGGAGCAGUUCUGCACUCAGGAAUGCAGGAAGACAGUUUUUAGAUGAAGAAGCUGAGCUGUCCCAGGAAGGGGCUGAUGCUGUUUCAUCUGACGAGAGCGACGAUGCAGAGGAGAUGAACUCCUCCCUUGCUCAGUUCCUGGAUGAUGAUGUGGAGAUCACACAAGUGUUAAAUGACAGUGAGAUGAAAGGAGUUUACCUGAAGUCUGUGCAUAGCCCAGCUCUGGGCAGCAGAUACAAAAUGGUUCAUCGUGAAUUCAGCAGCAUGGACAUUUUCUCACAGAUUCCUGAGCAAGACCAGAGUUAUGCAGAAGACAGUUUCUGUGUUGGAGAGGAGGAAGAGGAGACUUGCAAAAAAAGUGAAUCUAGUGAGGAGGAGGAGGAAGUGUGUGUUAAUUUUGAUCUCCUAAAUAAUGAGAGUUUUACAAGUGGAAGAAAACAGUACCUGACCCGCCGCAGAAAGCAAUUAAACCAUGCCAGGAUGGGGGAGAAAGGGCUAAAGAAGAAACCAUCCCGAAUUAUUGUUCUCAGUGACUCCAGUGAGGAAGAAACAAACAUCAGCAAUGAGAGGCCCCUGGGAACAGACCCUCCAGGGGCAGAGCAGGGGAGUCCUAAGGUACUCAAGGCAUUGCCUUCAGCUGCUUCUGCCCAGCACAGGGAGACUGCUGGGGAAACAAGUGUUCAUCAGUCUGUGAGCAGUAAGACUGAGCUGCUUCUGGGGUUGAAAGCUUCUGUGUCUGAAAUGCUGGAUUUUCACCCAGAGCAUCCAGUCAGGAGCACACACCACCCACCUGCUGCUGCAGGGAAGGAGGAUCUGCAGCAUCCCCCUGAGGUGGGAAGCUCUCUGAACAACACCUGCAGGAGACCUUCAGUUCCCCUCAGCUCUGCUUCCACAAACCCUUCUCCAGCUCCAGCUCCGUUUCCACGGCUCCCAGAGAGCAGCCCUUCCCUCUGCAUCCUGGCAGACACCCGGGAGAUCUCCUCUGGGCCCCAGGUGCUUUCUUCCCUGAGGGCCCUUCACGGGGUGAGGGUGCAGGUCUGCUCCCUGGGCAGCAGCCACUACAUCCUCAGCACCCGGCUGGCCGUGGAGAGGAGGCUCCUCUCAGAACUCCUCAGCUCUGCCCACAGGAACAAAGUCACCCAGCGGAUCCAGCGCCUGCGGAGCGUCUGUGAGAGGAUUUGUGUGAUUGUGGAGAAGGACAGGGUGAAACCAGGAGAAACAACACGAUUUUUCCAGAGGACUCAGUACUAUGACACUCUGCUCUCAGCCUUGCUCCACGCUGGGGUCCGAAUUCUUUUCAGUUCUUGCCAGGAGGAAACUGCUGGUUUGCUGAAAGACCUGGCUUUGGUGGAGCAGAGGAAAAACACUGCCAUUUGUGUGCCAACAGAGCUGGAGGGUCACCAGCAGGAGAUGCUCAACUUCUACUUGAGCAUUCCCAACCUCAGCUACCUGGCUGCUCUCAACAUGUGCCACCACUUUGGCUCAGUGAAGAAGAUGGUCAACAGCUCCCCUCUGGACAUUGCUGCUGGGGCCCGGGUCAGCCAGCAGAAGGCAGAGGAGAUCUACAGCUACCUGCACCAUGGCUGUGAUCUGCAGAUGCUGCCUGAGAGGAGCCAUGCAGCUGCCAAGAGCUGA
Messenger RNA from Calypte anna (Anna's hummingbird), 6239 nucleotides. It is a transcript of the gene FANCM, whose product is annotated as FA complementation group M. NCBI's taxonomy places the organism in Eukaryota, Metazoa, Chordata, Aves, Apodiformes, Trochilidae. The transcript has 23 exons. The record is from RefSeq and is a predicted model, not a curated record. Bases 84 to 6239 code for a protein of 2051 amino acids. Gene Ontology annotation, molecular function: four-way junction helicase activity; four-way junction DNA binding; nuclease activity. Gene Ontology annotation, biological process: replication fork reversal; interstrand cross-link repair; double-strand break repair via synthesis-dependent strand annealing.